UGCGAUCCGGAAGUGGACGCCAGCGUUUCCCUGCUCAGCUGGCGAACCGAGUCAGAGCUGAAAUGAGCGGUUCCUGAUCCAGGGUUUGCGGAAACACAGUGGAGGUUUGAUCUCGGAGCAUUUUGGAGCUUCUUGAUAAAAUAAUGUCGUUGAGUCUUAAAGGAAGUGAGGUCGAGGAAACACUGACGCGUUGCUAGUCUUAUUGUCAAGUAGCUACAGGGUUGUUUUUUUGCCUUUGUGGCAACAGGAAGAAGAAGAAGAAGAAGAAGAAGAAGAGGAGAAGAAGAAAAACCCAAACAAAAGCUUGGAGUGGAUUAUUUCUAUAUAUAAUUAUAUAAAAUAAUCUAACUAUAGGUGAUCUUAUAGAGCUGUAGUGUGUCUAAUCUAGUGUUUAGAUCUGACAUCAGCUAGCUCAGGUUUAUUGGUUGGUGGUGAAGCUAAUCAGGAGACACGACGCUGAGAAAUGGACGACUUCAGCUCAAUCAGCUUGCUUUCCCUGGCCAUGUUAGUGGGAUGCUACGUUGCAGGAACAAUCCCUCUUGCUGUCAACUUCUCAGAGGAGAAGCUGAAGCUGGUGACGGUGUUGGGAGCAGGUCUGCUAUGUGGUACUGCGCUAGCGGUCAUUAUUCCCGAGGGAGUCCAUGCGCUGUAUGAGGAGGUGCUGGAGGCAGGACACCACGCCCACGGUCCGGACGAGGUUUCAGCCCCGGAGCAGAAAGCCGGCGAAUCGGUGGUAGGGCCGAGCCACGAACAUGCGCACGGUCACGAGGAGCUCCAUGCCUUCAUCGGUGUGUCUCUGGUGAUGGGAUUUGUCUUCAUGUUGCUGGUGGACCAGAUCGGCAGCUCGCACAUACACAGUGUUGACGACCCUGAAGCAGCGCGAGUAGCCAGCUCUAAAAUCACCACCACUCUUGGUUUGGUUGUCCAUGCUGCAGCUGAUGGAGUUGCACUUGGAGCAGCAGCUUCUACCUCUCAGACUAGCGUCCAGCUCAUUGUGUUUGUGGCCAUCAUGCUUCAUAAGGCGCCUGCUGCCUUCGGCCUCGUCUCAUUCCUCAUGCAUGCGGGUUUAGAGAGGAACCGAAUCAGAAAACACCUGCUGGUCUUUGCCUUAGCUGCCCCUGUUCUAUCUAUGAUCACCUUCCUGGGUCUCAGCCAGAGCAGUAAAGAGGCCCUGUCCAACAUCAACGCCACAGGCGUGGCCAUGUUGUUCUCAGCCGGGACCUUCCUCUACGUCGCCACGGUUCACGUCCUGCCUGAGGUGGGAGGCAUGGGUGGGCACAGCCACUCAUCCGGAGGAGGAAAAGGACUGAGCAAGGUGGAGGUGUUGGCGCUGGUCAUAGGCUGCCUCAUCCCUCUGGUGCUCUCGUCGGACACCACCACUGAGAAGCCAGAAAACAGACUGUUGGGGACUUAAAAGUGGUGUUCAACCAGUUUCUAUCUCAUCAUGCCUCUGUGUAUGGAUCAGACCUGUGGCGCAGAAAUGAACUUGCGAGGCAACUGUGUGAUCACAUGACCAUAAGUGCUGUGCGCUAAUAGCAGGCAUUUACAUGCAUAAAAAACUGACACCACAGGUUUUUCUUUUUUAGGUGUAUUUUUUAUUUUUAUUUUUUCGUUUACUUUCUCUAUACAUUAUUUUCCGUUGUGGUCUCUGAAACAUCUUUAACAAAAGUAACAGUGAACUUUUUUUUAAAUAAUAUGUAGUGAACUGCAUACUCAUUUCGGAUAAACGUGAUAAAGAAUUUAUUCUAAUUAAAUGUUUUUAUGUUUCA
Silurus meridionalis is the source of this 1769-nucleotide messenger RNA. RefSeq names its product solute carrier family 39 member 9 (gene slc39a9). Gene Ontology annotation, cellular component: membrane. The coding region runs from base 464 to 1414 and encodes 316 amino acids. Gene Ontology annotation, molecular function: metal ion transmembrane transporter activity. Lineage: Eukaryota; Metazoa; Chordata; Actinopteri; Siluriformes; Siluridae. Gene Ontology annotation, biological process: zinc ion transport; transmembrane transport. The transcript is spliced from 7 exons. The record is from RefSeq and is a predicted model, not a curated record.